Messenger RNA from Drosophila eugracilis, 1292 nucleotides. RefSeq names its product putative mitogen-activated protein kinase kinase kinase 7-like. The transcript is spliced from 5 exons. Gene Ontology annotation, molecular function: MAP kinase kinase kinase activity; ATP binding; magnesium ion binding. The record is from RefSeq and is a predicted model, not a curated record. Gene Ontology annotation, biological process: protein phosphorylation; positive regulation of canonical NF-kappaB signal transduction; JNK cascade. Bases 1 to 1206 code for a protein of 401 amino acids. NCBI's taxonomy places the organism in Eukaryota, Metazoa, Arthropoda, Insecta, Diptera, Drosophilidae.
AUGGGGAAAAAAGUGAAUAUUGCAGAUAUCAAACUGAGUCAAAAACUUGGAUCCGGAACGGGCGGAGUUGUUCACAAAGCCACCUUUCAGGAUGAGGAAAUCGCGGUGAAGGUGUUUGACACUCAACAUCCGACAAACAAGAAAAACGCAGAAAGGGAAAUCAUACAUUUGUCCCAUAUUAGCCAUGAAAAUGUUAUCAAAACCUUUGGCACGGCAAAGGAUGGGAAUAAACAGUACUUGUUGAUGGAAUACCUAAAAGAUGGGUCUGUCCACGAUUUGCUUUACGGUAAUAAUCAGUGGGAGUACACUGUAGAGCAAGCUGUUCGUUGGGCUUUUCAAGGGGCCAAGGCUUUAGCCUACUUGCAUUCCCUGGAUCGACCAGUGGUGCAUCGUGAUAUCAAGCCGCAGAACAUGUUACUAGAUAAUAUGUUUGAAAAGCUAAAGAUUUGUGACUUUGGCUUGGCCACGGAUAUGUCUAAUAACCAGUCGGAUAUGCGAGGAACAGUAAGGUAUAUGGCUCCAGAGGCCAUCAGAUAUACAAAGUAUACGGAUAAGUGCGAUGUCUACAGCUUUGGCAUAGUGCUCUGGGAGCUUAUGGCGCGCAAAGUGCCUUACAGUCACAUGGAGAAUGCGGAUGAAGCAUUUAGCAUUUUGGAAGCUGUCGAUCAGGGUGAUCGUCCGGAUAUGAAUGAAGUGAGACCCGAUUGCCCGCAGGGCAUCAAACAGUUGAUAAAAUGCUGCUUGGAUGAAGAUCCCGAAAAGCGCCCCUCCAUGAAGGAGAUCGAAGCGUAUCUCGGCAAGCAGUGCGAAACCGGGGAAAAUGAGGACUUCAUCCUGCCCAUGGACGAAGACACCGUUGCGGCGGUGACCUAUCACGAGGAUCCGUCAGAUGGUGGCCAAAUGAUGCUCGUUGAGCUAUGGCGCCGUAAUAAUCGACCGGCCCGCAUAACCAUUCCAAUCGGGCGAGAAGUGGAGAGAUUGGGAAAGGUCAUUGCACGCGAGACGGGCCGAGCUGCCCAGGAUGUGGGCGUGGAGGUGGCUAGGGCGGCCAAAGAUGGCGAGCGGGAAACCCGGCGGGCUGAGAAGGACACAGAGCGUGAAACCUCAAGGGCUGCCCACGAUGGGGAGCGGGAAACGCGAAGGGCGGCGCAGGAUUUGGGCCGCGAAACUAAACGGGCGUUCAGGAAAAUAAAGAAGCCCUUUUAACUAGAAAUAUGAUUAUUAAUUCGUUAUGCUAAUGUGCGGGCAAUGAUUAAUAAAGCCGACUGCAUGCAGAGAGUCCUCCUCCUCUA